AAUGUCUGCCCCCACUCACGCACCCUCUACGCCCCAUAUCCAGUUUGCUCUUUCUUAACCAUACAUACCACUGUUUUUCUCCCUUAACUAUUUCAGUUCCUUUUAUUUUUCCUUCGCUCUACUACCCCAAUUCUAGAUCAUUUUUCUCCCCGAAUUUCUUCCCCAUAAUCAUCGUACUCCAACUAAUCCCACUUCCUUUGUAGAAACUAAACAAAGAAACAGUCACUUUCUGAAUUUCAAUAAUAUCUGUUUAGAAAUUGUAUGGUUGCGUGUAAUUUUUCGAUCAAUGAGGAUUGAUUGUAAUUUCUUGAUUUGAGUUUCUGUAUACGUUCAAGUAUGUAGUUGAAGAAUCAAAAGGGAAACUUUUUGAUCAAUUGAUUUCUUGGAUCCAGGGUGGGGGACGGUGACGUUUUGGAAAUUUUGUUUUUGGGAGGUGGAGGAUUUUUAUCCUAAUUGCUGGAUUUUCAUCGGCUGUAAUCUGGGUUUCUUUUUUUUCAUCCUGAGCUGCCGUUGAAAUUGGAGAAAAGAAAUUACGUUGGGGGUGCUAUUGGAGUUUGGGGAAUUACUGAAUUAAAUCAAUUUCCAUGGAGCAUGCUGUGGGUGGAAAAUUUAAGCUUGGGAGGAAAAUUGGGAGUGGUUCAUUUGGUGAACUCUAUUUAGGUGUGAACCUACUAAAUGGGGAAGAAGUGGGCGUCAAGCUGGAAUCUGUGAAGACCAAGCACCCUCAACUUCACUAUGAGUCAAAAGUCUAUUUGCUUCUCCAAGGAGGAACGGGAAUUCCCAACCUGAAGUGGUUUGGAGUUGAGAAUGAAUACAACAUAAUGGUUAUAGACCUACUUGGACCAAGUCUGGAAGAUCUGUUCAAUUAUUGUAACAGGAAGUUCUCCUUAAAAACUGUAUUAAUGCUGGCAGAUCAAUUAAUUAAUAGAAUUGAAUACAUGCAUUCAAGAGGAUUUCUUCACCGUGAUAUAAAGCCUGAUAACUUUUUGAUGGGCUUAGGACGCAAAGCAAAUCGGGUUUACAUCAUUGACUUUGGUCUUGCCAAAAAAUAUAGGGACCUGCAGACUCACAAGCACAUACCAUACAGGGAAAACAAGAAUCUCACCGGUACUGCUCGCUAUGCCAGUGUUAAUACGCACCUUGGAAUUGAACAAAGCCGAAGGGAUGAUUUGGAAUCUCUUGGUUAUGUCCUUAUGUAUUUUCUGAGAGGAAGCCUUCCUUGGCAGGGACUGAAAGCUGGCAACAAAAAGCAGAAAUAUGACAAGAUUAGUGAAAAGAAGAUGUUAACUCCGGUAGAGGUAUUAUGCAAAUCAUAUCCAUCUGAGUUCAUAUCAUAUUUUCAUUAUUGCCGAUCAUUAAGAUUUGAGGACAAGCCAGAUUAUUCUUAUUUGAAGAGGCUUUUUAGGGACUUGUUUAUUCGCGAAGGUUACCAAUUUGAUUAUGUUUUUGAUUGGACAAUACUGAAGUAUCCUCAGAUUGGCACCAAUUCUAAAGCAAGAAAUCCCAGUGGCAAUGCAGGGGCUGGAACUUCUUGUGAAAGACCAUUAAAAACAUCUGUGGGGCAAGAUAUUCGAGAUAGAUUCUCGGGUGCUGUUGAAGCUUUUUCGAGGAGGAACCCUGCAGGUUCAGGGCGUCAUGGUGAACAUUCAAGACACAGGGCAUCAGAAGAUGCACCUUCAUCCAAGGAUGUGCAACCCGAUUUAGAAAGAGUCCAAACUUCUCGAAAUGGCAGCGCUUCAAAGAGAGCAGCAAUUUCGAGCAGCAGACCAAGCUCCUCUGGUGGACCCACCGAAGGCCACUCAAGUAGAUUGAUGUCGAGCAGUGGCCGCGUCUCUACAACACAAAGAAUUCAACCCGUCAUUGAACCUAAAUCAUCUGCCUUCUCUCGUACUGCAGUUACCAAAGGCACUCACAGUGAUCCUCUUCGAAGCUUCGACUUCCUCUCGAUCCGGAAGUAAGCCUAUGGUUUUCAUUGAACGUUGAAUUCCAAGUGAAGGAAAUCUUUUAUUUGCAUAAAUAGUACUCUUUGUAAAUGUGGAAUUGUGUCGUAUCCCCAUUUUGUUUCCUGUUUGUAAGUUGUAAUGCAUAAUUCUCAUCCAAGGAAGUAUUGAGUUUCAUGUGUAGUAAUUUUCAUCACAUGGAAUAUUUGUUUAUAAUAUGAAACCCUCCAUGUUGUCUUUAAA
This is a messenger RNA of Olea europaea var. sylvestris, 2183 nucleotides long. RefSeq names its product casein kinase 1-like protein 10. Gene Ontology annotation, molecular function: ATP binding; protein serine/threonine kinase activity. The record is from RefSeq and is a predicted model, not a curated record. Bases 585 to 1958 code for a protein of 457 amino acids. Gene Ontology annotation, biological process: peptidyl-serine phosphorylation; endocytosis; signal transduction. Gene Ontology annotation, cellular component: cytoplasm; nucleus. The transcript has 14 exons. NCBI's taxonomy places the organism in Eukaryota, Viridiplantae, Streptophyta, Magnoliopsida, Lamiales, Oleaceae.